Messenger RNA from Carassius carassius (crucian carp), 1238 nucleotides. RefSeq names its product glycine N-methyltransferase-like. Gene Ontology annotation, cellular component: cytosol. Gene Ontology annotation, molecular function: glycine binding; glycine N-methyltransferase activity; S-adenosyl-L-methionine binding. Gene Ontology annotation, biological process: protein homotetramerization; S-adenosylmethionine metabolic process; regulation of gluconeogenesis. The transcript is spliced from 6 exons. The record is from RefSeq and is a predicted model, not a curated record. Bases 104 to 991 code for a protein of 295 amino acids. Lineage: Eukaryota; Metazoa; Chordata; Actinopteri; Cypriniformes; Cyprinidae.
GUCAAAAGUUUCUGUUUCAACACGCGAUAUAAAUGUCAACAUCGACAUUGUAAGCCUGAAAAAGAAACUCAAACAGGUGAUUAACCGUUCGCGUGGUGUGAUAAUGGUGGACAGUGUUUAUCGUACACGCUCUCUCGGUGUAGGUUUAGUUGGUCUUCCUGAUCAGUAUGCCGACGGUAAAGCAGCGAAAGUGUGGCAGCUGUACAUCGGAGACACUCGGAGCAGGACAGAGGAGUACAAGAGCUGGGUGCUCUCCCUGCUCAGAAAACAUGGGGUUCAGAAGGUGCUGGAUGUAGCCUGCGGCACAGGGGUGGAUUCCAUCAUGUUGGUAGAAGAGGGAUUCAAGGUGGUUAGUGUGGAUGCCAGUGACAAAAUGCUCAAAUACGCUCUUAAAGAGAGAUGGGAGAGGAGAAAAGAGCCCACCUUCGAUAACUGGGUAAUUGAGGAGGCCAACUGGUUAACAUUACCAGAAGAUGUAAAAAAAUCUGGAGAUGGGUUUGAUGCAGUAAUUUGUCUAGGCAAUUCAUUUGCUCAUUUGCCAGACUUCAAAGGGGACCAGAGUGAUCAGAAGCUUGCCUUACAAAACAUAGCCAGCAUGGUGAAACCUGGAGGGAUCCUAAUCAUUGACCACCGUAACUAUGAUUACAUCCUUGAGACUGGCCAAGCACCCCAAGGAAAGAAUAUUUACUACAAGAGUGACAUGAAACAGGACAUCUCCACCUCAGUACUGUGGGUUAAUAGCAAGCCUCACAUGAUCACACUGGACUACACUUUGGAACUGCCUCAACCAGAGGAUGUUCAGACUCCACCUGAUACAAGUAAAUUCCGCCUGUCAUAUUACCCCCAUCGUUUGGAGAGUUUUAAGGAGAUUUUGAGAGCAUCGUUCUUUGGAAAAUGCGAGCACAAUGUAUAUGGAGACUUCAAGCAAUACAUCCCAGGUCAAGGAGAUGUGCCCUGUUAUUUCAUUCAUGUGGUUAAAAAGACUACUUAAAGCAACAUGUAUUCUGCCAUUUUAUUUCAUCUUCACAUGAAAAAAAAAAAACAUGUCAGACAGAAUGUGUUUUUUGUGUUAUGUAAACAUGCGCUAGAUGGAUGUCCCACAUGUCAAAUUACAGAAGUCACAAUAAAAAGAUAAAUGCAUAAAAACCCCUUUAUCACCCAUGAAUAUUAAAGCAUACUGGAAUAUGCUAUGUAAUAUAAACAGAUAAGUAAGCAAUAUAAGAGUGGUUGUCACACAA